Nematocida major is the source of this 2112-nucleotide messenger RNA. Its product is annotated as acetyl-CoA synthetase. The record is from RefSeq and is a predicted model, not a curated record. The transcript has a single exon. Gene Ontology annotation, molecular function: acetyl-CoA synthetase activity. The coding region runs from base 1 to 2112 and encodes 703 amino acids. NCBI's taxonomy places the organism in Eukaryota, Fungi, Microsporidia. Gene Ontology annotation, biological process: acetyl-CoA biosynthetic process.
AUGAAAAACAUAUACGCACACGGGAAGUCCCUCAGAGAAAACUACAAAAGCAACCACAAGCGAAGCCUGGAAGAGAAAGACGCCUUCUUUUCAGAGCAAGCGAGAGCGCUCUUGAGCUUCUCCAAGGACUUUUCCAAGGCGAGUUUCACAGACACUGAGCGUGCUGAAAUCCGGUGGUUUGAGGACGGGGAAAUAAAUGCCUGCUACAACGCAGUGGACAGGCACGCCGAAUCUACGCCCGAUAAAGUCGCGAUCAUCCACGAGGACGAUUCAGAGACACUCACAAAAAUCACGUACGCAGACCUCCUCGAAAGAGUCCUUGUUUUUGCGAACUAUCUCUCGCAGAACGGCCUGAAAACAGGGGACACCGUCUGCAUAUACAUGCCCAUGGAGCCAAACGCCCUCGUGGCAGCACUCGCAUGCGCCAGGCUCGGGCUCCCACACACCGUCGUCUUCGGAGGGUUCAGCGCGGAGAGUCUUGCCCUGCGAAUGGAGGACUCUGACGCCGUUUGGCUCAUCACAGCAGACACCGCAAAGAGGGCCGGAAAAACAAUCGACUACAUCACGAACGUCUCGGACGCGAUGCAAAUUCUCAGCGCAGGAGAGAACAAAGCCCUUAGGGGAAUGCUCAUCUGCAACAGGGAAGAGAUGCCUGCGGAUAAGAUUACGCAGCUCGCAGCCUUUGUUCAGAACGUGCACACGUUUUCCUCCCUCCAGAAAAAUUCAGGCUUUAUCCCGUGCGUGCCCGUGCCCUCUGAGAGCGUGCUCUUUCACUUGUACACGAGCGGAAGCACAGGAAGGCCGAAGGGGCUUUCCCACAGCACGGCCGGGUAUUUGCUGUACGCUGCCCUUACGACGCUCGUGUGCUUUGACGUGCAGGAGAACGACGUCUUUUUUUGCACCGCAGAGCUUGGGUGGAUCACAGGGCACUCGUACGUGAUGUACGGGCCGCUCACACUCGGAAUUACGACAGUCGUUUUUAGCGGAGUCCCCACGCACCCGGACCCGCUCAGACUCUUCCGGGCCGUGGAGAGAGUCAAGGCCACGCAUUUGUACACAGCCCCCACGGUCGUGCGUCUCCUGCAGAAGUCGCUUCCGGACUUUUUGGUGCGCCCGUACGACGCAAGCGAGUCCCGGGACGACCUUACGCCCGCAGUGGAUCACGUUCCAAAUUCCCCCGUGAGCUCGCGCUCCAUUUUCUCAACGGGGGGGAACGACAAUUUCAAGCGGGAGAGGUACUUCAGAGAGUACGCUCCGGGGACGGAGUACGACCGCCUGGACUUGUCGUCCCUGCGCGUCCUUGGGUCCGUCGGAGAGCCCAUAAACAAGGGCGCGUACGUUUGGUUUAGCAUGUACUUCGGAGACGGAAAGCUCCCAGUUGUGGACACGUAUUGGCAGACGGAGGCGGGAGGGGUCAUGCUUUGCCCCGUCAUUGGAGUCUCGGAGUACAGGCCGGAGAGCGCGUCUUUCCCGUUCUUUGGGAUGUGCCCGAAAAUAUGCAGGAAAGAGAGCACGGAGGUCGAGGAAGUCCCUGCAGGGGAGAUGGGCGUGCUUUUGUUUUGCGGGUUCUGGCCGGGGAUUGCACGCACGAUCGUAAAGAACCACGAAAGGUUUAAGAGCGCAUACCUCCAGUACGAGGGACACUUUUACACGGGAGAUGAGGCGGUCGUUGACCAGAGCGGAUACUUUUGGAUACGCGGAAGAAUCGAUGACGUCAUUAACGUCUCUGGGCACAGGCUUAGCACCGCGGAGAUAGAGAGUGCAGUUUGCUCGAUCGAGGGCAUUUCAGAGGCGGCAGCGCUCGGAGAGGAGGACGAAGUCACGGGGCAGGGAGUGACUAUUUUUGUUGUGAAGGCACAGGACGUGCCAGAUGAGGUCAUUUUCCCGCAGAUCCGGCAGGUGCUCAGGAAGAAGAUCGGGCCUGUCGUGGCCCCGAAGAGAAUGUUUGCGUGCCCAGAGCUGCCAAAGACAAGCACCGGAAAGAUGAUGCGGAGAGUCCUCAGGAAAAUACUCGAGGGAGAGGACGUGGGCGACAUAAGCACGUGCAUAAACCCUGGCUCAAUAGAGCACGCACAGCAGGAGGUGAGCUCCCUGAAGACGCCGCUCCAGUAG